Molecule: messenger RNA, 1207 nt
Organism: Sardina pilchardus (European sardine)
Lineage: Eukaryota; Metazoa; Chordata; Actinopteri; Clupeiformes; Clupeidae
Exons: 3
Coding region: 78-953 (291 amino acids)
Biological process (GO): positive regulation of transcription by RNA polymerase II; transforming growth factor beta receptor signaling pathway
Cellular component (GO): activin responsive factor complex
Molecular function (GO): transcription cis-regulatory region binding; DNA-binding transcription activator activity, RNA polymerase II-specific
Source: RefSeq, a predicted model, not a curated record
UUACACACACAAGUUCAGUCCACGAAGUUCAAACUUGUCAUACUGCUGUUGUCUGUGACUGCUGGAUCAACCACAACAUGGAGCAACAAACACAGAUGCUGCCCGUUUUGAAGAAGGAAUCUUGGAUACCACAGCGGAAAUAUAAACGAUAUUCGAAGAAGUAUAGCACGUAUCUUGGUUUAAUUGCUAAUGUAAUUCAAAACUCUCCAAACAAGAUGCUAACAUUCGGACAGCUGAUGGAGUGUUUGAGCGCGUUUGUCUCCGGCGAAAGAAAGGGCUUGGAGAACAACGUCCGAGUUUGUUUGUCAUCCAACGACUGCUUUGUGAAGGUUCCGGUGAACCCGGAGUACCCGAAUGCAAGAAGGAACUACUGGAAAGUCGACGAGAGUCUGAUCACAUCGAAGAUGCUUCGACGCCAUUUCAGCGGUACGCGGGAUAUUCCAUCAGGAUUGUCUUCCCGAAUUCCAGUAGAGUCCAAUGCUAUGGAGACCAACUUCAAGUCGACAAAAAUACCACUUCCUGUGUUGGAGGACAAACAUUAUUCGAAGUUCAACAGUUCAUUUUCCAUUGAAUCGCUUCUUAAGAAAGACCCUGAGAUCCGCUCUACAAGCACUUUACCAACUGAUGACAAUGGAGAUGUGAACUUUUUACGCAAGAAUUGUGAAUUGUAUUCACUGAAAUUUGGAUGGGAUGCAAUCAAACCUACACCUUCAUUCAGAGACUAUACAAUGGGUCACACACAGUGUGGGGGAUUGGCAUAUCAUUACCCACGUGAAUCGAUGCGCAAUGAGUACACACUGGACACCGGAAGGUUCUGCAAAAGAGCGCGCCUCUCUCCUCCAAUCGUAGCGUAUGGCGCGGCAGGUGUAUCUCCCUUUUUUAAUCACGAACAUAUGCUUGCUCUGAAGAGAUGGUCUCUCGGUGCAAAUACGUUUGAUUCAAGGAGUUUUUGAUCUAUCGUAGUUUGCAUUUAGUCAUAACGAUGCACUCAGCCGGUUUAUUUCUGUGUUCAAUGUUGCUAUUUUCUGAUCAGUGCAUGGUCAUUACUAACCCAAAGCCCACCUUGAGUGAAUGCCCUACAUUUAUUUUUGAUGUGUCUGUGAGUUAUUUUUGAUAUGUGACGAACCCUACUAACCAUAGCUUUAAUGCCCUUCCAGUAUGUGUGUGUGUGUUUUUUUUUUUCUUGCAAUAAAACACAUUUGCGUAA